Messenger RNA from Hippopotamus amphibius kiboko, 5140 nucleotides. RefSeq names its product flavin containing dimethylaniline monoxygenase 2 (gene FMO2). Gene Ontology annotation, molecular function: NADP binding; flavin adenine dinucleotide binding; N,N-dimethylaniline monooxygenase activity. Bases 224 to 1831 code for a protein of 535 amino acids. The transcript has 9 exons. NCBI's taxonomy places the organism in Eukaryota, Metazoa, Chordata, Mammalia, Artiodactyla, Hippopotamidae. The record is from RefSeq and is a predicted model, not a curated record.
AAGCUGGGGAAAGCAGCUGAAAAGAAAAAGCUCAGCACGCUGAAGAAUGUAACUGAAGAUUGGCUCAUAUCCCUAGUACUAUGUCAUUGAAUCUGUUAGCUUUGUUAAAUGGGUUGCUUUUAAAUGUUAAAGCAAGACGUUGUAAACAAGGUUUGCAGCAAAGUCUGUAACAUAGCUUGGCUUCUUUCAAGGGGAAGAGGAGACUGGGAUUUGACUGGAUACCAUGGCAAAGAAGGUGGCAGUGAUUGGAGCUGGGGUCAGUGGACUGAUAUCUCUGAAGUGCUGUGUGGAUGAGGGACUUGAACCCACUUGCUUUGAGAAAACCGAAGAUAUUGGAGGGCUAUGGAGGUUCAAAGAAAAUGUUGAAGAUGGCUGCGCGAGUAUCUAUCAAUCUGUCAUCACCAACACCAGCAAAGAAAUGUCCUGUUUCAGUGACUUUCCAAUGCCUGAAGAUUUCCCAAACUUCCUGCACAAUUCUAAGGUCCUGGAAUAUUUCAGGAUUUUUGCCAAAAAGUUUGAUCUACUAAAACAUAUUCAGUUCCAGACAACCGUCCUCAGUGUGAGAAAACGCCCAGAUUUCUCAUCUUCUGGCCAAUGGGUGGUUGUUACCGAGAGCGACGGCAAGGAGCAAAGUGCUGUCUUUGACGCAGUCAUGGUCUGCAGCGGCCAUCAUAUCAUCCCUCACCUUCCACUGGAGUCAUUUCCAGGUAUCCAGAAGUUCAAAGGCAAGUAUUUCCAUAGUCGCCAGUACAAGCACCCAGAAGGAUUUGAAAGAAAACGCAUUUUGGUGAUUGGAAUAGGAAACUCAGCCUCAGAUAUUGCAGUUGAGUUGAGUAAGAAGGCUGCUCAGGUGUUUAUCAGCACCAGACAUGGUUCCUGGGUCAUAGGUCGUAUCUCUGAAGACGGCUAUCCCUGGGACAUUGUGUUCCAUACCCGGUUUAGCAACAUGCUCCGAAAUGUCGUGCCACGAACAGUUGUAAAAUGGAUUGCGGAACAACGGGUGAAUCAGUGGUUCAACCAUGAAAAUUAUGGCCUUAUACCUCAAAACAAAUACCUUUUGAAAGAGCCUGUCGUAAAUGAUGAUCUUCCAAGUCGUAUACUCUAUGGAGCCAUCAAGGUGAAAUCAGGAGUGAAAGAGCUCACAGAAACUUCUGCCAUCUUUGAGGAUGGAACAGUGGAAGAAGACAUUGAUGUCAUUGUCUUUGCAACAGGAUAUAAUGUCUCUUUUCCCUUCCUUGAUGAUUCACUUGUUAAAGUAGAGAAUCGUAUGGUCUCGCUGUACAAAUACAUGUUCCCUCCUCACCUGGAGAAGUCAACUCUUGCAUGCAUUGGUCUCAUCCAGCCCCUGGGUUCCAUUUUCCCAACUGCUGAGCUUCAAGCUCGUUGGGUAACAAGAGUUUUCAAAGGCUUGUGUACCUUACCCUCAGAGGAAACUAUGAUGGCAGACAUUAUCAAGAGGCAUAAAAAAAGAAUUGACUUGUUUGGAGAUAGCAACAGCCAGAUACUGCAGACCAAUCACAUCGACUACUUGGACGAGCUUGCCUUAGAGAUAGGUGCAAAGCCAGACCUCCUUUCUCUCUUGCUAAAAGAUCCUAAACUGGCUGUGAAACUUUAUUUUGGGCCCUGCAACUCCUAUCAGUAUCGCCUGGUUGGACCUGGGCAAUGGAAUGGAGCCAAGAAUGCCAUCUUCACCCAAAAACAAAGGAUUUUGAAGCCUUUAAAGACACGGGCUCUAAAAACUUCAUCUAAUUUCCCAGUUUCCUUCCUGUUGAAAAUCCUGGGGCUUCUUGCUGUUGUGGUGGCCUUUUCUUUCCAACUUCAGUGGUUCUAAUCUGUCAGCAUAAUGCUUUUGGCUUUAAUGUCAAUCAAUACCUCUUAAAAAGACUAAAAGAAAAAAUAUUAAAUCUAAAGUCUAAAUUUUAGAGCUGAGAAAAACAGAGUGAGAGAAAUAAUUGUGGAGAGUUAGCAGAAUUAGAUCUAUAUAUAAAACCGAAAUUGUGUCAUGAAAUUUCUUUGCCAUUCUACCCUUCCCUCAAGUUCACUAGACUCUCCAAAAGGCAAUAAAAUAACACUGUCUAAAUAGCACUGCCAAGCCCUGAUAAAGUAGAGUCAUGUGGAAAAAUAGUAGAAUUACACAGAAUGAAAAGCAUGCAUGGUUUAAAUCACUGGAAAAUUUUAAUUGUGGGUAUUUAAAUGCCUGCAUGUUGUUUUUGAUAGUCCUCUUAACCAGAUUCUAUUUGGUAGCAAAGUUCUCAGAUGUUAGGUCAUGUUCCAUUUGCUUCAUGGGGAAUCACUCAAAAAUACUGGAGGAAAAAAUGAGAGGUUAGGCUUAGAAAACGGCAAUGCUCAGACUUUUAAGGCCUCACAUCAAAAGCUGAGCAAGUAGCCACAUUUCUUAUUUCUUUUUUCUUUACACAUUUCUUAUAUUUGUCUUAUAUUUUGACAGAAGUAUCGCUAUAAAAAUAAAAAUAAGCAUGCCAUAAUAGAUAUAUGUAUUUAUAAUAAGUAUAUUGAAUACUUAUCAUAGACCAGACAAUUUGCACAUUACAUGUAUUAUUUCAUUUAAUUCUACGACAAUUCUGUGAGAUGGGUACAGCUCUUAUACCCAUUUUACAGAUGAUGAAACUGAGACUCAGAGAGUUAGGUAACGUGCCCAGGACCAAGCAGCUGAUCCUGUGAUGAGCUGGAAUUGGAAGUCAGGUUUGCUUGACUCUAGACCUGAAUAUCAUAACCAUGCCCCAUAAUAUACUUAUUUACAAAGACCUCCAUUAUUAAUCAAGUACUUAUUGACAGUUUAUUUAUAAUUACAUAUGUUACUUUUGGAGGACCUUUACAUAGAAAACAGAGCUCUUCUUACAAAUAAGAUCUGAUUAAUUUUAUUUAUAAUAUUUGGGUUAUAUUUCAGCUAGAUCUAAAAUUCGUUUGAAGGAAUUUAUAAUAAAAACACCUAUACAAUAACAUUUAAGAUAAUCGUUGACAUUUUCAAAAAACAUAUAUCGAGGAAGAAAAGUAUAUCUCCCAAGGAGAUGAAAAGUGUUGUAAUGAUUGGGCCUUCUAUUUAGCUCUAACCAUACAAACAACCAAGGCUAAAAGCAAAACAAUAUUUAAUCUUUGUCAUCUGACAGCUUAUUAGGAGAGACAAACAUUUGCUCAGAACUGAACUUUUAAAUUGUCACAAGCAAUUCAAUGUCAAUAGACAUUGAGCAACAAAAGAGACAAACAUCUGGUUAUAAAACAUUCGCUACAGCCAUUCUUUCCACAAAUUGUGCUUUGGGAGAUUAGACUAUGCCAUAAGCCCUGAACAAGACCUUCAAAGAGAGGGAAAAGCUCAGAGACUCAGGAGUUAGACAAAUUUCUCCUCUUAUUCCUCCAAACCCUUUGUGAUCAUCACUCUUCACCUGGGCCUGGAUUUUUCUCUCAAGCGCCUAGAACAAUGAGAUGGUAAUCCCUGUCAGAGGAAACUCUUUAAAGGCCAUUGAAAUGACACCAGUGUUUAAAUACAAGAUUUUUUUUCAUUGCUCCUAUAAGCAGAUUCCUUUGAAAAACAAUUCCAGAUGGUGUAUAUACUUAUUGAUUAAAAAAUCAUUACUGUGCUAAUUCUCAAAGAUUAUUUGCAAGCCAUUAUAUUAUUAUGAACAACAAUAAUAAUAAUAGGGGCUUCCCUGGUGGCACAGUGGUUAAGAAUCCGCCUGCCAAUGCAGGGGACAUGGGUUCAAUCCCUGGGCCAGGAAGAUCCCAUAUCCCAUGGAGCAACUAAUCCUGUGUACCACAACUACUGAGCCUGUGCUCUAGAGCCCAUGAGCCACAACUAUUGAGCCCACAUGCCACAACUACUGAAGGCUGCACACCUAGGGCCCAUGCUCCGCAACAAGAGAAGCCAUCACAAUGAAGAGUAGCCCCCACUCUCCGCAAGAGAGAAAGCCCACGUGCAGCAACUAAGACCCAAAGCAGCCAAUAAAUAAAUAAAUAAAUAAAUAAAAAUUUAAAAUAAUAAUAAUAACAGAAUUUAUCAAGUCUUUAUACCUAGAGUAGGCAAACUACUGCCUGGAGGUCAAAACCAGCCCAAUAUCUACAUCUGUAAAUAAAGUUUUACUGGAACACAGCCACACCUAUUCAUUUAUUGUCUGUGGCUGCUUUCAAGCCUCAAUGGUAGCGUUGAGUAGUUGCAACAGAAACAGUAUGGCUCACAAAGACUAAAAUAUUUACUGUCUUGCCCUUUACAGAAAGUUUGCCAAUCCCUGUUUCGUAAUGUGCAAAGCAUUGUCCUAAUUGUUUUUUGAUAACUCAUUCAUAAUUACCACUACCCAGUGUUAUCCUAUUUUAUAGUGGAAGAUAGAGAAUCAAUUGUCAGGUUAAUGCUGAAUCAGUGGGGGAAAAAUAGUGCCAUUAGGACAAAAUUAUUACUAAAUUUGUAUCUUUGAAAAAUUUUAGAAAGGAGGUGAUCCCUUGAAUCAUUCCAAGUAUUCUGGUAUCUUUUUUAAAAGAUAAAUAGUUCAUUUUCAGAGCCUGAGAUUGAUUAAGGAAAACUCACGGAAGUCUAUUCCUCUGCCUCCAGACAUCCUGAAACACAUAGACAAACCGUCUGGGACAGCUUGUUUCAAACUAUGAUCCACAGAAAUAGCCUCUGCAUCAGAAUAUCUCAGGAAGUUUAUAGAAAUGCAGAUUCCUGAAUAAGAUGUAAUGAUAAUUCAGACCUGCUGAAUCAGAAUCUCUGCUGGAAUCUACAGUCUUGAUAAGUUCCCUGGAGGGUUCUUGUGCACAUUAAAUGUAGGAAUCAUUGAUUUGAGGCUUCUCAAAAAAAAAAAAAAAAAAUGCUGCUUUCAGAGAUUAGUCCAUGACUUUUUCCACUCCUCAGGGCCAAAUUCCUCCUUAGGUUCAGACUUAAUGUUUCUUGCUGUAUGACAUUUGUUCUUCUCCUGUAAAGGAUGAAGCUACCAUCUUCUUGCAAAAUCGCUCCCUGUGAUGGUUCCCUUUUACUAAACUUUUAGUUUAACUAUCGUUUUCUAGAUAACAGCUCCUGAUUUUCCAUUCCCAAAGCCAAAUGUUUCACAUUUGUUCUUUGCAGAAAAAUAAAGAUAUUUUUAAAAUAAAACUCUUGGACCAUGAAAUGUAACAAAAUUUCAAGUAAUAAAGAUUUUAA